This is a messenger RNA of Anastrepha ludens (Mexican fruit fly), 453 nucleotides long. Its product is annotated as pupal cuticle protein Edg-91-like. The record is from RefSeq and is a predicted model, not a curated record. The coding region runs from base 1 to 453 and encodes 150 amino acids. NCBI's taxonomy places the organism in Eukaryota, Metazoa, Arthropoda, Insecta, Diptera, Tephritidae. The transcript has a single exon.
AUGAAGACUACCGUUACUUUUAUAUUUAUUGCUGCUAUUACCACUUUGACAUCUGCACGCCCCACAUUCGACAAAAUUGCCGAAGCUUUGCUGGAAGUUGUUGACCCCAAUCCAUACCCGAGAUAUCCGUCAGGAUCCGCCAACUACCAACAGGGUUACCAUCAACACCAUCAUGAUCAUCAUUAUUAUGGCAAUGGCGCCCAACCAGACGGUUACUAUCAACAGCCUCAUGGGGGCUAUUAUCCCGCCCAAGUCUCAUAUGUGCAAGGACCAGGACCCUAUGCACCCGGACAUUACCCUCAACAGCAUUAUCCACAGGGGCACUAUGCACAUGGAAAUUACGGCGGCAACGGCUAUGUACAUCCUGAACCGGCUUUAUCGGUGGGCAUUACUGCUGGCUAUGAGCCAUCAGGAUAUGCGCGGCAUCACUCAUAUAAACAACAUGGCUAUUAG